Alosa sapidissima (American shad) is the source of this 2654-nucleotide messenger RNA. RefSeq names its product tyrosine 3-monooxygenase/tryptophan 5-monooxygenase activation protein, beta polypeptide a (gene ywhaba). Gene Ontology annotation, biological process: signal transduction. Gene Ontology annotation, cellular component: cytoplasm. The coding region runs from base 166 to 900 and encodes 244 amino acids. The transcript has 6 exons. The record is from RefSeq and is a predicted model, not a curated record. Lineage: Eukaryota; Metazoa; Chordata; Actinopteri; Clupeiformes; Clupeidae.
CAUAGAUACUGGCGGGGGGAGGGGUGCGGUUUAGAGGAAGCGGAAGUGUCAGGGAGAGCGGAAGUGGUACUGCCCUGAAUAUCCCGAGCAACGAAACGGAGGACAGCUUGAUACUCCAAUCGUUCAGAGAAAAAAAGGAUUCAAAAUACAUUUUAAAUAUUCGACAUGGACAAGAGCGACCUGGUACAGAAGGCAAAGUUGGCCGAGCAGGCCGAACGCUAUGACGACAUGGCGGCGGCAAUGAAGGCCGUGACGGAGCAGGGUCACGAGCUGUCCAACGAGGAGCGCAACCUCCUGUCGGUGGCCUACAAGAACGUGGUCGGUGCUCGCCGCUCCUCCUGGCGCGUCAUCUCCAGCAUUGAGCAGAAGACAGAGGGCAACGAGAAGAAGCAGCAAAUGGCCCGCGAGUACCGUGAGAAGAUCGAGGCAGAGCUGCAAGACAUCUGCAACGAUGUGCUGGGGCUUCUUGACAGUUACCUCAUUGCCAACGCUAGCCAGGCAGAAAGCAAAGUCUUCUACCUGAAAAUGAAGGGCGAUUACUACAGAUAUCUGUCUGAAGUGGCAUCUGGAGACUCAAAGAAGACUACAGUGGAGAACUCCCAGCAGGCCUACCAGGAAGCUUUUGAGAUCAGCAAGAAGGAGAUGCAGCCAACACACCCCAUCAGGCUGGGUUUAGCUCUCAACUUCUCCGUUUUCUACUAUGAAAUCCUCAACUCCCCAGAGCAGGCUUGCAGUUUGGCAAAGACGGCUUUUGAUGAGGCGAUUGCUGAGCUUGAUACUUUGAAUGAGGACUCCUACAAAGACAGCACUCUGAUCAUGCAGCUACUAAGGGACAACCUCACUCUGUGGACAUCGGAAAACCAGGGUGACGAGGGGGAUGCUGGCGAAGGGGAGAACUAAAAGGCGUUGCACUUCACUGUUAAUCCACCCACACUCUAUCUUACACAUAUACAGCCCAUACACCCCUGCUCCAUCUGCCCCUCCAUCCCUUUCUGUAUGACGAGCAGCAUGAAUUGUACCUGACCUACCAGUGGUGCCCUUCUCAGAGAAGUUUCCAAGGUGACAGGGUGACGUUCAGUUGUUGGCAAGCCAAGUCUUGUGUGUGAAGAAAAAGAAAAUAAUAAUUUUUCCAGUUGAGUAGUGAGGCCAUUUUUGUCCCCACCUUCUCCCUCAUAACAUUUUUUUAAAAAAAAAAAAGGUAUAUGUUCUUUCACCUUGCAAGUUAUGCAUUCUAGUACCUCCUUUUGCUUUCCUAGUGUACUGGCAUUUGCUGGUUUUAUUCAAAGGUUAUUAAACUGUCAGUUUAAUUUAACAAACACUGUGACGCUUAGUUUUUCUCUACAUUUUAUGAAUAAAUUGUGAUUGCUAAAAUUCAGGACUGUAUGGAUUGAGUAGCAGUACAAUUCUGCUGUGGCCUCAUACAGAAUGGUAGAACAGGCUGUAUUGUGACACUGACUAACAUGCAUUUUGCUGUGUAAUGUACACAAUUUUAUUUUGCAUAUGAAACAAAAGAGAAAAGGGACCCUAGGUUUUGCCAUUCCACAUCUGUUAAGUCGAAAGAAGAGACAUUCCAUGAGAAUGUUACAUCGAAGACUAGACCUUUUUUGAACAAACUGGACCAUUCUCCUAAUGUGCUGUUCAUGAACAGUUAACAUAAAGGUGCUGUUUGACAUCAGUACGAUGAUCCCUGUUUGUUCUUAAAUGUUAACUUUCCCCCCUUUUCCUUGCAUAACGCAGACUCACAUUUCAGUAAAACAAAAUAUUAAAAGACUGUAAAAUUGUAAACAAUUUUAGAAGUAAAUAUAAAUUUGUCUUAAAAUGUAAUGUUGUAAAACUUGCUUGCAAAGAAACACCUUAAAGCCGUUACGUUAAUUUUUUUCUAGAUAUUUUUUUUUUUUCUUCCUUCGUACAAGCUUGUCCUGCGGGCCUUAAAUUGACAGUCCACACUGAUCAAUCGAGAUGUUUCAAGUUUCCUUCUCUAAAUGAUAACAGAUGAUAGGAGGGAUGAGGGUAGAUGGACAAAGGCCCGUAAGAGCCUGGAAAUGGUUUGAGCACGGAGGGCUGUUGUGUCUAUGUGGGAGUUGAUGGCUUGAUGUCUACCAUAAGUGGUCCAUCUUGUAGAGGGCUUUGAGAAAGGUUUUGGUUAGUCAGGAUGAGUAGACUUUUUCAGACAGACAUGAAGGACGUAACUGAUUUCACUCAGUGUCACAAUACCUUGUCAUCACCAUAACAUUCCACUUAGGUGUAGAAUUCAUCUGUCUCAGACCGUCUUGCUGAAGACAAUGUUUCAUGCACUGAAGAAAAAUCUCCCCCUUAGCUGAACAAAUGGCAGUUACUCUACGCUUGAUAAAAAUGCAGUAGUGAAUGUGGAACCGAGCCUGUCUGUAUAUCUGGUAUCUCAAAUUGCUUUGUUUUUACUGACCAGUAUUCUGCCUAAAGUUUGCUUCUGUGACGGUUUUAUUGCUUAGCGCGCACGUGGUUGUGAAAAUUUAGAAUAGCUUAAAAAAUUACAAAAUGACAAAAAAAAGAAACCUGGUUAUUGACGUAAUACUAGAUUUGUGUAUGUCUUUUAAAACAGUUCUAGUUUCACCUUACAUGUUAUAAUCAGGAAAGUGUAAAAGACAAUUUAAAGUGAAAUAAAAGUUUUAUCAGUU